ACUUGUCAGUCUCUAUUCAUGUGCGGUUCUCAUGCAGUAACCAUAGCAACCCUUGGUGGCAACUAUACAGUCCUAAUAUCAUAGUAAAAGUCUCUCACGAUGCUCAUAUUAGCUGGUGAUUGUAUUGCACUUUUAUUUUGAAUUAUACAUCAAUGCACAAAAUAGCGCUACAUUCGCCUUAUUGUAAGAUUUACGGUCUCACGCAGCUACAAAAGGCCACGAAAGGGCGGGCUUUAAGUAGAUUGAAAGAAACAGUAGCCAAUCGUUGCUUUGGCUAUGAAGGUUAGAGGGUGUUCCCGAAGCUCAUUAUAAUUCCUCUUACUAGGUACGUUCUAAAGGGCCUCCUAUAACGUGUGUUUAGUGUUUUCUUUCUGUGCUGUUGUUUUUUUUAAUUAUAAUUAUAGAUCUGGAAAUCGAAAUAUUCUGCAAAUUUUAAAGAGCCUGAAAGUUGAGACUUAGCCGGCGCUAUAACAUUAUUAGACGCUUAAUACCCUACAUGGUACAUAAUUACGCUUCCGGUCACCAGCUACGCAGAAUCGCAGCGAGUCCGUAGUUUUCCCGGUGCUGAAAUUUCGGUUAUAAUAAUUGAAAGGCACGUGUGUAAUUCUACAGGAUAUUAUUGUACACAGCAUUGCCAGUGGAUGACUUACAGUUUCCUUCGGGCCGAGACGGUUAAUGUCUGCUUCCGAGUCAAUAUCAUCUAUGCGACAGAAUGACCUGCCCUGAAGGGGAGGACAAUGACCGACCCCUGACUUUUGUUUUAACUUUAAUAAUUAGCCCAGUUCCGGGACAUUCGUGAUAGGGCUCAGGAAAGUCGUCUCUUUGAUAUGCGGUGGUAGGACCAUCCCGGCAGGCAGGGGGGAUGGCCAUGAAAGUUCUCAGCUCCAGGUGUGCCUUCUACCUGGGCUUCCUGGUGGGAACCUGCAUGCUGUACUUCCUGCUGCAUCAGACUGGGUUUAAUAAGACCCUCCCCAAGCUGUAUGAUGGUCUGGGAACUACAGCCAAAGCCGUGCCUAAACAGGGGACAGAACGCAAGGACUGGAUGGUGGAGGGAUCUGCCCUUAUCAAUCUGAACCAUCCUCAUCACUCAGGAGAGGACAGCCGGAUUGCAGACGAGCUGUAUAAGAAGGUGCGCAUUUUAUGCUGGGUCAUGACUGGCCCGAGUAACUUGCAGACAAAGGCGCGACAUGUGAAGGCGACCUGGAGCAGGCACUGCAACGUUCUGGUCUUCAUGAGCUCAGUGGAGGACCCGGAUUUCCCCACAGUCGGGCUCAGCACAGGGGAGGGCCGUGACCAGCUGUACUGGAAGACCAUCCAGGCUUUCCACUAUGUGCUGAAGAACCAUGGAGAGGAGGCCGACUGGUUCCUAAAAGCGGACGACGACACCUUUGUCAUAGUGGACAACUUGCGCUGGCUUCUGUCUAACUACACGCCCGAGGAACCCAUCUAUUUUGGCAAGCGCUUCAAGCCAUACUCCAAACAGGGCUACAUGAGUGGUGGAGCAGGCUAUGUGCUCAGCAAGGAGGCUCUCCGCCGAUUUGUGGAAGGCUUCCGAACCAAGGUGUGUACCCACACCUCGUCAGUGGAGGACCUGGCUCUAGGGCAAUGCAUGGAAAAGAUGGGUGUGGCCGCCGGAGAUUCCAGGGACACCCUGCAUCGUGAGACCUUUCACCCAUUCAUACCUGAGAACCAUCUCGUUGGCACGUUCCCCAAGAGCUUCUGGUACUGGAACUACUGCUACUAUCCCAUCGUAGAGGGCCCGCAGUGCUGCUCAGACCUGGCCGUCUCUUUCCACUAUGUGGACGCUGAGAUGAUGUACCUUCUGGAGUAUUACACCUACCACCUGCGGGCCUAUGGGUACAGACACCGCUAUCAGCCCCCGCUGCCUGAGAGCCUGGGUGUGUUGCCGCAGACUGGGGGGGGGAGCGGGCUGGGUAACGAAUUGGGAGUCAGAGGGAAUACCGCAGAACAGGAAGCUGAAUCGAAGGCACGACUGGAGACGGAACCUUCUGGAAACAGGACAGCAGUUCUGGAGAAGCAGUAGUAUUAAUUAGCAGGAGUGAGGUGUGCUUGUACACACAAGGCCUGUCUGGCUUGUGCAUAUAUAAUGUGACGGAAGGUGCACACAACCUGUUAUCGUAUUGGCUUUCUGUUUGACUAUCCCAAAGAUUGCAUUAUACAAUUGUUUACUUUGAACAGUCAGCCCGUUUUACGUCAGUCACAAUCGUUUGUGUAAGGUAGGUGCAUUGUUGUGUAAUAACUAUUAUUGCUUCACUGCUCCUGUUUGGACAUUGGCUUUUGAGUCAAGGCUGAAUUAUGUACAACUAGAAUGACUGAGGCGUGGUUCAUAACGUGUGUUGGUACUUCAUGAAACAGUCAGUGGUUACCUAAUGACCUGUCUAAGUUAAUUACAGUUAUCACAGACUUUCUUUCCUGUGGUACUGUAUAAGGUUAGUGCAUUUUUUUUAUGCUCCUAUUUCAUUUAGUUUGGUAGGUGGCCCCUUUCAGUGCAUGACAUCAAAGCCUGCUCAAGGUGCAAAGUAGGUACGCCUGGUUUGGUUGUGUGCCACCCAUUUCUUGCUCUGCAGGUUGCAUCUGUCAUCGGUUGAAGUUAUGCGCUCGGAAAGCACCAUCUCGUCGGAUAGCUUAACGUUAAGUCUCAGGCUGCCAGUAGAUGGCGCCGUAAAGUGAGGAUGGAGGGGGGGAACAAGCCCAGCCAUCUAAACCACUUACUGGAAAGUGAAAUGAUUUGUGCUGUAUGGGCCCACAUAUGCUUAAUGUGCAAAGGCCCGGCCAUUUUAGAGAAUCCGGUUUUUAGACAUAAAGGAAGGAAAAUAUAAGUAGGUCUAUGAUUCCCAGUUUGUUUUAAUUCAUUUAGGAUGAUGGCAAUUUUACAGGCUCGUUGUGUAUAUAUAUGACAAUUUUUAAUGUAUGUAUAGCAACCUUGUGUUUAAGUUUUGUAUCUUUACUGGAGCGGAAUUCUGAGGGUGCUCACCUGAAUGACAACUGUCUCCAUGGUGGAAGGCCUCACUGGGGUUUUAUGGUGAAACAUCAGGGGAGCGAGAGAUCACUCAAUAUAUUAUGAUUGAUUUGUCAAAGGAUUUUAAUUAUGUACCUGCUUAUUGUCCAAGUAUUGAUCAGUUGUAAUUAAAGUUUGGAUUGGGAUGUUUUUAGUUUUGGUGUUCAUAUACUCAAUGCCCUUCACACCUAAGUGUUGAUUUCUCUCUUCCUCUUUAAAUAAGCAAGAUAUAGGUUUUUUUUUAGUCUGGAUACAGUUUGUAUAUUGCAUUUUUUCAUUUCUCUAGUGUCUCCCGGUGCACUUUUGCUUAAAAUUUAAGUGCAGAUAUCCGAUGCUUACUUUUUUUUUUUGGGGGGGGGUGUUUUUGUCAUCAUAUGUUACAGUAUUGGGAAACAAAGCUCGCUCAGUCAUGUAAUCCACUUCAGAACUUUGAUUAUAUUUCCUUCUUGAAAGCGUAUCCCAUGGACUGAGUGAAUUUUGGAAAUUUUACUCUUCAGUUUGUCUUCAUCUCUAGGUUGAGGUGCAUAUUGCUGAUUUUUAGAUUACCUUCCUAAAGCCAGAGCUUUUAUCACCCAUUACUGUAGUUUUUACAUGUUUUUACUAUUGUACAGCACAACCGCAUUAUACCAUAUGUGAGCUGAAAUCUCAUUGAUGUUGUAUCACGUAGGGGAUCCCUUACCAGGGUUCCACUGGACCACGCAAUGCUGGGAGUUUGUGGAGAGGUAGUUUAAUUUAGAAAAUGAAACUAUAUAUUUGCAUUUUUUUCAUGAGCCCUCAUGUUUGUGCAUUCGGUUCGCAUAUGAAAAAAUGGAAGCCGUUAAAGUUAAAUAUCCUCUCGAUCCCAGCCCCCUUUGAUUUUGUGAACAUCGAAAGGUCGUGAAGCCUUUGUAUGAACAGCAUUCACUUAAUUUUCUUAAUCAUCAAAUUCUGUUUUUUAAAGUUUAUAUGUGAUUUCCCCCCCUUUCUUUUGGAAAGGGUAUUUUUUUUACCCUCUGCUGUUCCAUUAUGUCAUGAAACAGUUAUGUAAAUCAGUUUGGGAGGUGUGUCUCUUUUUUAAACAAUGGUGUCUUUGCCAUCUUCUGUGGAGGCUGAUUGCUGUGAACUAUCACUGUGAAUAAAAAUGUCAUGUUUCAAGUCGAAUUUCAGGACUUGCUGUCCCAAAGACAUACAGUUAGGUUAAUUAUCAUCUCUGUAUUUCCCACAAUGUGUGAGGUCAUUGUAAUGGAGGGACAUUUGUUUGGGGUGUUCUUCUGCAUUUUACCUUGUGAUGCCUGCACUAAGCAAAUGCCUCUUGCGACCUUGUACAGCAGCUGGAGCAUAGAUAAAUGACAUUUGUGUUAAUUUGGUAAGAAGUCACGCUUAUCCAGUUUGGGUUGGUGAUUUUGACUUAACCCUUGUUAUAACCUGUGAUAAUCCAGCAAAUAUUGAAAUCGAGGUAGGAGUUUUGCAAAAAGUUACUGUGGAGUCAAUUAAUUGUCUCAUGUUUAUUUACAAAAAAAACAUAUUGUUGAUGUCUUUAAAAAUUAUAAUGCUCUCUAAACCGCAAAGGCUCUUAUCAAUAAAACUGACAGACUAUAAA
This is a messenger RNA of Brienomyrus brachyistius, 4598 nucleotides long. RefSeq names its product glycoprotein-N-acetylgalactosamine 3-beta-galactosyltransferase 1-B-like. The transcript has 6 exons. The record is from RefSeq and is a predicted model, not a curated record. Gene Ontology annotation, cellular component: membrane. Gene Ontology annotation, molecular function: N-acetylgalactosaminide beta-1,3-galactosyltransferase activity. Bases 863 to 2044 code for a protein of 393 amino acids. Lineage: Eukaryota; Metazoa; Chordata; Actinopteri; Osteoglossiformes; Mormyridae.